This is a messenger RNA of Lactuca saligna, 3246 nucleotides long. Lineage: Eukaryota; Viridiplantae; Streptophyta; Magnoliopsida; Asterales; Asteraceae. The record is from the annotation of a GenBank genome assembly.
AUGGCCGACUCUUUAGUUACUGUUGCUGCCGAGGCGAUCCUGAAAAAGGUAGCAUCCAUAGCUGCCAACGAAAUCGCCCUUGCUUGGGGUUACAAAGAGAAGUUGUACACACUUGAACGGACCUUGAAAAUGAUUCGUGCCAAGUUACAGGAUGCCGAGAAUCAGAAAGGUCAAAAACAUAGUGUGAUGGAGUGGCUGAAACAGCUAAAAGAUGUGGUUGGUGAAGCUGAUGAUGUGGUGGAUGAGGUUCACUACGAAAUGUUGAGGCGUGAGGUGAAGAAUCGACAUCGGGUGGGAACAAAGGUACCCUCUCUCCCAAGCUUGAAAAAGCUUUUCUUUCGUAGUGAAAUGGGUCAUAAAAUCAAAAACAUUAACGAAAAGUUGUCUCAAAUCAAUAAACAAGCAAACGAGUUGGGACUACAAAAUGAACAGCCUGGCCAUGUUGUUCAAUAUCGUCCCUACCCGGAGACAGUUCCAAAUUUAGGCGAAUUCAGAAUUUUUGGGAGGGAGGAUGAUGAGGAGCGCAUCAUACACCUUUUAACUGAAUCAAGAAAAGAAGAAAAACUUACAAUUGUUCCCAUUGUGGGAAUGGGCGGGAUGGGAAAGACCACUCUAGCUAAGUCCGUAUACAAUAAUCCAAAAAUCCAGCAACAUUUUGAUGUGAAAGCUUGGUUGUGUGUGUCGGUUAAGGUUAACAUCAACACACUUCUGGCAAAGAUCUAUGAAUCUGUUGCAGGAGAGAAACCUAAGUCGGAAACAACGGCCAAUUUAGUUCGAGAUCUUGAAAAGAAGUUGGAAGCAAAAAGAUAUUUGCUAGUCCUGGAUGAUGUUUGGGAUGAAGAGAGAUUAUAUUGGGAAGAUUUUAGGAGUGUUAUGAUAAAUGUGACGUCACAAAUUGGAAGUGGCAUAUUGGUCACUACCAGAAAACUUGACAUUGGAACUAAGGCUAUGAUGAUGGAUUCUUGUCCUUUAAAAGGUCUUUCUGAUGAUGAUUGUUGGAACAUCUUCAAAGAGAGGGCGUUUCUAGCACGACAAUCAGCACAACCUGAAUUGGAGAAGAUAGGGCGUGAUAUUGUCAAAAAGUGUCGUGGUUUGCCGUUGCUAUUAAAUGCAGUAGGGGAACAGAAUGAGGAUGAUGAAUUCAAAGCCAAGGUUUUUGUGUUCAUUGAAAGGAAUACAGUGGCUAGAACUUUGCAUACAUUGUUCAUCAAAGGUGAAGUUGAGAAGAAGUUAUCAUUUCAACGAUUAAAGUGCAUACGCAUCCUAAAACUCAAUGGUUAUAAAUUAGAGAAGUUAGACGAUUCAUUUGGAGAGUUGGUGCAUCUCAGAUAUCUUGAUUUGUCAUCUACAAAGAUCCGUGUACUUCCUAAAUCUAUUGGUAAACUAUACCACUUGCAAACUCUGAAGUUGCCUUAUGGUUUUGAGCAGUUUCCAGAAGCAAUGAGAAAUUUGAUAAGCCUGCGGUAUUUCAAGUGUGACCAAGACAUUCCCGCUAAUAUCGUGGGACAAUUGAUUUCUCUUCGAAAGUUGCCUUCCUUCACAGUGCUUAGAAGAAAGGGACAUGGUAUUGAAGAGCUACGCCAUUUGAAUAACCUUAGUGGAAGCCUCUUUAUUUCACAUCUAGAGAACGUCAGUAGCAAAGAGAUUGCUGUCAAGGCAGAUUUAUCUAGAAAGAAAAAUUUAUAUGAUAUUCAUUUCAAAUGGAGUGAGGAAGAUCAAAGCAGCAACAGAGUUGACAAGGAUGUAUUGGAAGGCUUGCAACCCCCACGUGAUGUCAAAAUAUUGACAAUUGAAAAUUUUUCUAGUGAUAAUUUUCCGGAUUGGGUAAUGAAGAUGGCAAUCCAUAUCGAAAGGAAAUGGACGCCCGUUGACAAGCUCAUGAAGAUCACAUUAUUUGGAUGUCGCAACUGCCUCUCUCUUCCAACGCUUGAGCGCCUACCACAUCUUUGGAAUCUUGAGUUAGUAGGAAUGGACAGCUUGACAUGCUUAAGGAGUUCUGAUGUUACUGGAUCAACCAAACCUCUGUCUCCAUCAUUGAGUUCGCUCUGGUUAUCAGGUAUGAAAAGACUGGAAAAGUGGAUAGAAGGAGCAACCAACAGCUCAAACAUGAUAUCGCCUGUCCUCCAGAGCUUGGAGAUUUUUCGUUGCCCAAAGAUUAUUCUCAUAGAUGAAUGCCAUCCCCAUCCUCUUGUGUCCUUAAGGAUAUGGAACUGCACAGGUCUGGAGUACAUUAGGAGCAUACAAGGCCUUACAUCUCUUGAAUAUUUACAUAUCGAUAAUUGCCCUAGUCUUUUAGGAAUAGGCAAUUUUUCUGGUGAUAAUUACCCGGAAUCAGUAACGAAGAUGGCAAUCGAUAUCGAAGGGAAAUGGACGCCCCUUGACAAGCUCCUGUCAAUCAGAUUAGAUGGAUGUAGGAGCUGCCUCUCUCUUUCGGCGCUUGAGCACCUACCACAUCUUCGUGAUCUUGUGUUGAAGAAUAUGCACAGCUUGACAUGCUUAAUGAAUUCCAAUAUUACUGGAUCAAUGAAGCCUUUCUCUCCAUCGUUGAGAUCACUCACACUGGAUGGUAUGAACAGACUAGAAAAGUGGAUAGAUGGAGCAACCAACAGCUCAAAAAUGAUAUCACCUGUUCUCGAGAAGUUGGUGAUUGAGAAUUGCCCAAAGAUUAUUCUCAUAGAUGAAUGCCAUCCCCAUCCUCUUGUGUCCUUAACGAUAUGCAACUGCACAGGUCUGGAGUACAUUAAGAGCAUACAAGGCCUUACAUCUCUUGAAUAUUUACGUAUCGAUAAUUGCCCUAGUCUUUCGGUAAUAGCCAAUUUGCCCAAACAGUGUCACUCUUUAAAGACUUUGAUAAUUAAACAUUGCCACAAACUGACUUCCUUGCCUCUAAAAAUGUUUGACUGUUUUGCCUUCUUAAAUGAGUUGACACUUGGUCCGUUCUCAAAGGGGCUCGAUUCUUUCCCAAGUCUCCAAGGCAUUGAGAAGUUAAGGGACCACCUUCACUACUUGGAACUAAGAGGCUGGGAUCAUUGGGAGUCAAUGCCAGAAGAAAUACAGCACCUCACUUCACUGACUUGGUUACAAAUAAUUGAUUUCAGAAUACAAGAACUGCCUAUGUGGUUAACCAACAUGUCAUCUAUCCGAAAUUUGUGGUUCUAUGAAUGCAAGGGGCUAAAUAAAGAAACGGUUAGACGGGGAGCACCAUGGGAAGCAACUGAUGUCAGAUUAAAUACCAAAGAGUGUUAA